Podarcis lilfordi (Lilford's wall lizard) is the source of this 5731-nucleotide messenger RNA. Lineage: Eukaryota; Metazoa; Chordata; Lepidosauria; Squamata; Lacertidae. The record is from the annotation of a GenBank genome assembly.
ACUUUGGCUCCGCCCCCCCUCCGGCUUCUCCCUCUCUCUGUGUGUAUGUAUAUAUAUUAAAAAACGCUGAAGUUUAACCUCCUUGCAAAUACACACAGCGGCGCCUGAGAGGGUUCGGCUGGGAGCCGGAGAAAGAGGAGGCGGAGGAGCAGCAGCAGCAGCAGCAGCAGCCGCCGGAGGGACCCGCCGCUUGGAAUUGAUGCGGCCGGGCUGGGGGUGCCUUUGCAAGCGCGGCGGGCAGGCUGGCCAGCUCGCUCGUGGGAAUAGCAGCCGCGUGUAAGGAAGGAAAUAAAGAGGAGCCGCCGCCGCCGCUUUCCUCCUUCUGCCGAGGUGACUUUUCCAGCCGGGCCAUUUGCGAGUUUGCAGCCUUCCCUUCGGAUCGCCGCCUUUGGGGUAUGUAGCCGAGGAGGGAGCCGAGCAAACCACGGCGGGGAAAGGAGGGUGACAUUGGGCGUCGAGAGGCUCCGCAGAAACGGCCGCGAUCUGAAAACUAUUAUUAUUUAUUUUUGCAUUGCCUGCCGUUCGUCAGGGUGGCCAGGAAAACGGGCUUUUUUCCUUCUCCUUUCCAGCCUCAGCACCACCCCGAGCCCUCAUUUGCGCGGAGCGCUCCUUCGGCGGCAUUGUCUUUUGCUCGGGAGCAGGCAGGGAAGGGUUAAACUUCUGUGUUCAAAGUGCUGAUCUUUGUGCUGGCGGAAUGUGCCGGGGCGGGAGCUGCCUGGAGCCGGCAAAGGGGAGGAGGAGGAGGAGGGAGAGAAAAAGAGAGGGAAGCGGGGAGGGGGGUUGGCCAUGGGAAGCGGGUUAGGGAACGGGCGCGCUGCUCCUUGCAUUCUGCGAGGCCGGGUUCUGCGAUCCGACGGCGUCGGGGAGGUUGCAACAGACUUCUUAUUUCCAUGCACAAGGUCGCCUUCGUUUAUCCGGAUGUAAAACCCAUUGCAUAAAUGCUCUGUUCGCUGCCAGCGGCCUGCUUUCGUAUUUGCAAGCUGCUUAAGGUGUCCCGGGGUUGGGCAGGAAUGACAAAUCGGUGACUUGGGGAGGGUGGCGAGGUAACCAACCUCGAUUUCAUUGCCUACUGAGCUUGCAGCGUCCUUAAGCGGAUCUUCAUCCUCCCGGGCGGUAGGGGGCAGCAUUGUCGUUCCCCUGUCGCUCCUCUAGGGGGCGCCGUGGAGCCUCGGCUUGGGUUAAGAGGGCCACCAGCUUAGAUCUGUUUUUAUAAGGGGGUUGGAUGAGUGCAUGCCUGGCCAGUCUGUUAGGAUAGGGCAAUGCAUCCUGAUAUCAGAUCCUGUUGGCUGAGUAUAUGUCAGCUGGGAAGUAAAGGGGGGGGCCAUCGGUGGAGGUACUUGUUUCUACAUACUUGGAGAACAGAAUUUUAAAACCUCAGCCUAAGAGUUGUGGAUUGAAAGGGGAAGGGGUGUAUGCUGUGAGCUUAAGCACCCAUUAUUGCACUUUCAAGAACCAUGAUACAUACAAAAGGAUUUAGGUUGACAGCCCAAACUUUGUCCCUGAAGCACUAGAUAGCCUUGCGGGGAAAAGCCAUGGGAAGAAGAGUCGUCCCCCCUCUCCGCACACACGCUUUCUUUUCCUUUUCCUCCCCCUGGGAGGCCUAGGCAGAACUACAUAACCUUUGCUCCAGGGUGACACUGGUGCCCAUGUCGGGACUAUUUGUUGGGUGGCGACCAUACGCUGCAACAUCAUGUUGCAGUUCCCCACUCCGGCCCAUAUGGAGCCUCCAUGUUCAGGGGCAAUAUAUCUAGGAAUUACCAGUUCCUUGGGAGCAGCAGCAACAAGGAGAGGGUUGUGUUAAACAGGCUGUGUUUAACAGCCUUUUGGAGGCAUUUGAUUGGCUGCUGUGACAAACGGGCUGUUGCAUUUGUCCUGGCCCAGGAAGGGCUUUGUGGUCUCUUGUGUCCUUGGAUGUGUGUCCCCUUCUCAGCUGGCCAUGUUUGUUGGACAGCUCUGCCUUAGUGGACACUCUAGCUGCCUCCCACUAUAAACUUUUCCUCCACCCCCAAAGCCUCUCUACCACAUGACCUGUUAGGGAAGGGGGAGUCGCUGCCAUCUGCCACUGUAGAUAAGAGUGAGGUUGUAAUUCUAUAUGUGCAUGCGCGCACACACAAAGCACAGUUUCCUUCAGUGCGUUGGCUCUAGGCCGUUGCCCUAGCCUUGAUGGGCACAACCUGGGUCCAGCCAGAGGUUGGCACACUUAAUGCUCCUAUCACCCCAGCCAUUGGGCCAUUCUGACAGGCUGAUGAGAAUUUGGGGGCGGGGGCAGGAGUACAGGGAGGGUCACACAUUCUCCACCCUGGCUUUAGAACAGUGUUUCCAAAACUUGAGUCUCCAUCUGUUUUUGGACUACAACUCCCAUCAUCCCGAGCUAGUAAGACCAGUGAUCAUGGAUGAUGGGAAUUGUAGUUCAGGGGGAAACAGCUAGUGAGUCAAGUUUAGGAAACACUGUUUUAGAGAAACAAUAUGUGCCUGUUAACUCGCAAACCAGGUUUGCCUCUCCGCUGAGUUCUUGGCCCAGCCUACCUUGCAGGGUGGUUGAGAGGAUGAAUGGUGCAGAAACCGUGAGUGUGUCACUGUGAAACACCUUGUCGAAAAGAUGUCUACAAAAUAUAACUUCUGGAGCAGGGGAAGGGGGCACUUGGGAGCCCCAUACCCUCUAGAAUGGGGCAGCCCAACUUUUCACACCAAGUGGCUGCAAGAGUACUUCUCUCGGGCAGGGGAAACGAGGCAAAAAUUUGACAACAAACACCCCCCCCCCCGCUGCCUUCCCAAGGCUCUGGCAGGAUCCCACCUCCUUCCCAAAUGUGGGAAAGUGCUAAGGAGGCUUUGGGAAGGAGGCAGGAAUACUCUAGGACUAUGUCAGAGCCUCACACCGCCUUUCCAAAGCCCAUUUCCUUGCUUAUCAGCUUUGGGAAGGAGGCACGAAGGCUGGGGGCUGCCAAAAAAGGCCUUGACCAUCCCACUCUAGACUCAUGUGUUGCUAUCCCAGGAGCAGGCUUGCUUAUGUCGUGGCAGCAGUGUUAGAAACUCGGGUAUAUAAACUAGGCGCCAAAUGGCCCCUUAAACCACAGUUACAGUCGCCAAAACAGAAUGUCUAGUCGCCAUUUUUGGGGAGGCGCCUCUAAAGUCUUAAUUUUCAAAUGAUGGGCUGGCUGACUGCGAUUGAUUCUCAGUUGAACAUCUGGCUAGUUCAGAGGACAACCUUGAGCUAGGUUAAUAAUUUGGAGAACUUAAAGAAGAAAAGUCACUUGAUCCAGGGACAGUCCACAUAUAUCGGCCUAUUCCGACCUCUUUUUCUUAACGGUGACUGCUGCUGCUCUGGCUGCACAGAAAAAGCGUUCGGGGUUCCUGAAAUUCAUUCCAGUUGUGCAGGUUUAAAAGAUAACAACUAAGAGAAUCCUAUAGGAUGUGGUGUUAGCGUGUGAUCCCCGGGCACGCACCUUUCCAGGUGGCAGAGAUAUCAGGUGCUGUCCUGGCUCCAAGCAUUUUCACUUGGUCGCAAGCGGUUGAUUGCCAGGGUGCAAAAUGCGCCUGGCUAAUUUCAAACACUGCCUGGUCUUUGGGGGGGACGGGACCCUGUGCUGCCUUGUACGUGACCCUCCUCCUCUUGUCUUCCAGUGCCCAGCUUGCGAUGGCUGACCACAUGAUGAUGUCGAUGAGCCACGGGGUGAACGGGAUGCAGGGCUACCGGAUAGGCAUGAACGGGAUGCAAGGUCCUCCGCAGCAGCAGCAGCAGCACGUGCUAAGGACGCUCCCCGCCAACCACCAGAUGAUGCAGUACGGAGGCCCUGCCCUGGACGGAGGCAUGAGGCAGAGGCCCAGCAUCAAUGGACAGAUGGGUCACCACCAGGUCCCAGGCGCCAUGAUGUUCAGCAAUCCGAGCCAGCAGCAGCAGCAGCAGCAACAACAACACCACCAGCAGCAGCAGCAACAGCAGCAGCAACAGCAACAAUACUUGGGACCGGUGGGCACUCAGCAGCUCAUGGCUAGCAUGCACUUGCAGAAACUGAACACGCAAUACCAGGGCCACCCCCUCAUGGGCAUGAGCAACGGGCCCAUUGGGGCAGGGGUGCCGCAAUACAGGAUGGGACCCGGGCAGCACCUGGGGAUGCAGCACCUGCCCUCUCCGGCCCUGACCUUGAACGUUAUGGACACGGAUCCCAUCGACGAAGAGGUCUUGACGUCUCUGGUCAUGGAGCUGGGCUUGGACCGGGUUCAGGAGCUGCCUGAACUCUUUCUGGGACAGAACGAGUUUGACUUCAUCUCGGACUUUGUCAGCAAACAGCAGACCAGCGCCAUCAGCUGUUGAGGUGGCUGUGCUGUGGAAGCUGGCGCUUCUCUUUGUGGCUUGAUCUCCACCACCACCACACACCCCUACUUCCUGAUCUUCCCCCUGCACAGAUCUACAGGCUUUCCCAGGUCACCCUUGCCCCACCUCCUGGAAAUAACAAUGGACAAUCAUUUGGAGGCUUCCCCCUCCCCCCGCCCUCUUUUUUGCUUUGCACUGUCGUGCUCCUCUUGUGUAGGGGGAGGGGGGAGGAAUCGGAAAGGUGUCUGUGUUGUUGUUUUUUGCAGACGAGACGGCGCAGAGAUGGAGUCGUGUCCUCGGGUUGUGCCUAUGGCAGCUACAGAAUUUCAAGAAAAACAAAAUGGCCUUUUUUUCACCUGCAUGGCCUUCUCUCUCCCCCCACCCUGCAAAAAACAACCACCGUCUUGAGUUUGGACUACAAGGGGGGGCAAGUUGCUGAGAAUCCACUCCGCUGUUGGCUUUGUCAAGAAAGUCUAGCAAGCCCCUCUACAUUCAGUGUCUGGUUUUUAUUUUUAAGCCAUUCUUUCACUGAAAGAGUGGGCAGGAGGUAAAAAUAAAUAAAUGGCUUGCUCUUCUUUGUAAGCCUCAAUCUCUUUAUUGCUCCUCAGUACUGUGGAAUUAGCAACCAGUCUCUCUCCUUGACUUGAAGAGAUCAGUGCCCUCAGGUUGUGUUUUGUUCUGUGUUCUUUUUUACUUCCAUCGGGUUUUUGUUUUGUUUUUAAAGCGAAACUUCAGCGGAUGACAUUUUGGGGUUCGGUGCAGGGGAGAGUGGGAUUAACCAAUCGGUUAUAAGAUCCUUUGACUUCCUUUUCCGGCUACUACAAACACGGGCUUUUAAGAUGCCAUCGGAGCUCUUCUUUCUCUGCCUCUGAAACCAAAUAAAAUCCUUGUAAUUGUGUAUAUUACUGGUUCUUUUUUUAAAAAAAAAAUCUUAUUUAUCACUUGUGUGUUUCUAGUCCGUAUUUAUUUGGAAGGGCUCGGAUUUAUUUGCCUUCUGAGAUUAUUGGGAAGGGCUAACGAUAAAGGCUGGGGAAUGCAUGCCCCUCCAACACUUCCACGGGGUUUUUGUUCUGCUAUCAGUAACUGAGAGCAAGGCUGAAAAAAACAAAAACCAGCACCCUAUCUAUCUAUCUCUCUCUCUCCCUCUCUGCUGGGGCUCAAAUGUAAAUUCUUAGUUCUUAAUUGUGUUUCUCGGAAAAGAGGAAAAUAAGUUUGCGGCUGAGCAGCUUGUUUCCUUUCUCGGUCUCGUUUCCAAAGGCUUUUGGAAAGUUUGCUGCUCAGGUUGGCAGGCCUCUGGAGUUUCUACUGUCCCCUCUUGUCGCAAGCACACAGUAGCACAUCAUUGUUGAUCGAUGAAGUGAGAAUGUACAGGUGAUUUUUUUUUUUCCAAAAUAAAAGCUAAAACCUCAACAAUGAACC